This is a messenger RNA of Triticum turgidum subsp. durum (durum wheat), 2109 nucleotides long. Lineage: Eukaryota; Viridiplantae; Streptophyta; Magnoliopsida; Poales; Poaceae. The record is from the annotation of a GenBank genome assembly.
AUGGCUGGUGAAUUAGAGAUACUUCUGGUGGCAUGGGAAGGGUGGGGGAUCCAAGUGAUGGUGCUCCUGAGUUUCACAGUGCAGGUCACACUCCUCCUUUUGGCAGAUAUUCGUCGCCGCAACGACUCCACCAUGCUUAAAUUCAUCAUAUGGUCAGCAUACAUGCUGGCCGACACGACAGCGUUAUACGCCUUGGGACACAUGUCCCUGGUGAGUAGGUCACCGGAGCAGCAGCUCAUGGUGCUGUGGGCACCGUUGCUGCUAGUGCACCUUGGCGGGCAGGACAACAUCACGGCCUAUGCCAUUGAGGACAACCGACUAUGGCUGCGUCACCUGCAUACUUUUGGACUGCAGGUCCUCGCGGCUGGCUAUGUCUUGUAUGCAUCUUCCGUCCUGGGCAGCCGGACCUGGGUUCGUCCGGCUGCCAUUCUCAUGUUUGUGGUCGGGGUUCUCAAGUAUGAGGAAAGAGUAUGGGCACUCAUGUGCGCAAGCAAUUCUGCCAGUAGCAGCCUAUCCGCCACAAGCUACAAGGAUUUCCGCACCGGGCAACACCAGCAGUUGGUGCCGGAGGGAGAUGGUGUGCAAUAUCAGCAGUUGGCACCGCAGGGACACGAUGAGCAACAUCGGCAGUUGGCUUCAGACGGAGCCCAUCAGGGAAACCAGAAAGACCUACUAUUUUUAGCUUUCACAUUGUUGGACGUUCCCAAGCAAUUGUUCGAGGGGCCGGCACGUUUUGUGAAAAUCAAUAGGGAUCACAGUUUUGAAGGACGGGAGAUGUUGGAGGUGGUCGGAAUGCAACUAUCUAUGAUGUACGACUUGCUGUACACCAAGGCUGCGGUGGUCCACACUUGGUAUGGUAGGUGCAUCCGUGUCAUCACACUGCCGGCCACAGUCACGGCAUUACUGUUGUUCCAUAGAUCAAGUGACAAACAUGGUUACCACAGAAUAGAUGUGGUUGUCACUUAUGUUUUGUUGGGUGGUGCGGUCAUCUUGGAGACCACAUCAGUAUUACGGACCAUGUUCUCCAAAUGGACAUAUGCAUUCAUGUUAGAAAAGAAAUGUGCAUUGCUUGCUCCUGUGGUUCGACAUACUCGCAGAAUACAUAAAAGUGACUUGCGGGGUUACAUGGGGCAACAUGAGUUGUUUCGCCUGUGCGCUCACAGUAGGAAUAAUACAAGCAGCAAAAUUGCCAGAUGGAUGGGACGGGAGGACCAGUGGGACUCCAUGGCUUACUCCUACUCCAUCCCCGUCCCGCUUCUUAUCAUUCAGAAGGUGUUGAAACUAGUGUCUACUAGGGAGCCAAGCCAAUUUGACAUCACCAACUCACGGGGCCGGAAUGCCCUAAGGAGGUAUAGUGCCUUGAGCUCUAAUGGAAUGGAACAUGGAGUUGGUGAUGAUGUAUUAUUGGACCUGGAAUGGACUGUGGAGUUGGACCUGGAUGAGAGCAUCCUCAUGUGGCACAUCGCCACCCGCCUCUUCCUCGGCUGGUUGGAUGCGAAGAUAAUGGUGGUAUGGCGUGAGGAGGACCGUGGUCCAGACCUUACUAAUCUUUUCCUGGCAACCGGUGCGAUGUCCAAUUACAUGUUUUUCCUGCUUGCUGCGCGCCCAUACAUGCUGCCUUACCCUGUUAGUCGACAAAGGUAUGUUCAACUCUGCUAUGAUAUGAUAAAUUGCUUGGAGUACACCGGGAAUUGUGAUCUGCUCAGGGUCAUCUGGGACCAUGGGACUGCACAGCUCGAGGGAUCUCUGGUUACAAUUUAUCCUCCAGGAGUCAGUGUCAAUCUUAUAUUGGACAGAGGAUCUCGGCUUGGUGCAAGGCUGAUCAGAAAACAUGAAGACAGCAAUACGUUAUCUAUGUUUGAACGUAGCAAGAUGCUAUCAGUUACACUGGAGGUGAUCUUUGAAGUAUGGGUGGAGAUGUUGUGCCACACGGCCUACUGGUGCAACGAGAACUCUCAUGCCAAACACCUGAGCAGUGGUGUGGAGAUCAUGACCACCAUUUCCCUUCUCAUGAUAUACAUGUCAAGUGGUUUUAUUAACAAAAAUGAAAGGUCCCAUGCACCGGACAUCCAUGCGGCUCCUAGAGGAGCCAGAUCCGGAAAUGUUUAA